AUGAAUUAUCUUCAUAAUUUUAAAGAUACUUUGUUUGUCGAUUUACUUGAGGUGCUUAAUAUCGUCACCAUUGGUGAAGAGCAUGUAAACCAGCUUAAUUUAAGCGGUGAUGCUUCAUUGUCGGCUAGCUCAGAGUCUUCGAACAUGUCAUUUAAUAGCGGGUCAGAAGAAAACUCCCAGGAAAAGAGUGUUGAAGAUUUAGAAAAACAAAAUUGCGAGAUUAAUAUUCAUAAAAAUUCAGACAAGGAGGCAGACACAAAAAAAGACCCAUUCUUGGUUACUUUUAAUGGCGAAGAUGAUCCGCUAAUGCCUUACAACUGGUCAACUAAUAAAAAAGCCCUAAUAAUUAUACAAACUAUGCUGCUUACAUGUGUAAAUUACAUGGGAUCGUCAAUUUAUACUCCAGGCCAGCUGGAGAUUCAAAAUGAAUUUCAUGUAGGACACGUUGUUGGCACGCUAAACCUUUCCUUAUACGUUCUUGGUUAUGGUCUUGGCCCCAUUGUCUUCUCCCCACUAACUGAAAUAUCUAGUAUUGGAAGACUACCUGUGUAUAUGAUUACUUUUUUCUUAUUCACGAUGCUACAAAUUGGCUGUGCACUUGCCCCAAACUUUGCUGGCCUUGUGAUUCUGAGAUUUAUUACAGGUGUUCUAUGUUCACCAGCGCUCUCUACUGGUGGUGCUACAUUGGGUGAUAUCGUUUCUCAAAAUUAUUUAGCUCUUGUGCUUGGCCUGUGGUCCAUCGGUGCUGUUGCUGCACCAGUACUUGCACCAUUACUCGGUGCUUCCAUGGUGGUGGCCAAAGAUUGGAGGUGGAUUUUCUGGUUAUUAUUUUUUUGCUGUUGUGCCACUAUGCUACUUCUAACUUUCUUUUUCCCAGAAACCUCUUCCGAUACUGUUCUACAUAGAAAGGCGGCAAGAAUUAGAAAGCUGACUGGUGACAACCGCUAUUAUACAGAGAAAGAAAGAGAAGAAGCACAAUUGCCAAAAAAGCAGUUCCUAAUUGAAACCCUUUAUAGACCAUUCUCAAUGAUGAUCACUGAACCAAUUGUCCUAGCUUUUGAUCUUUAUAUUGCACUAUGUUACGGCGCAUUCUACCUGUUCUUUGAGGCCUUCCCAAUUGUUUUUGGUGGUAUCUACCACUUUACAUUAGUAGAACAAGGUCUGGCCUACUUCGGAUUCUGUGUUGGCUGUAUUUUUGCAUACAUCAUCCUUUUGGUGUUCAGCAUCAAAGUCGCAGCUAAGAGAUUCGCAAAUAAUACGUUUACUCCUGAAACCACAUUGAUUUUAGCUAUGUGCAUUGGUUGGUGUAUUCCACUUGCACUGUUUAUGUUUGGCUGGACUGCGAAAGUGCACUGGAUUUUACCUAUCAUCUCUGAGGUUUUCUUCGUUUUGGGAUGCUUCAAUAUCUUCCAAGCUAGUUUCUCAUAUUUAGCAAUUUGCUAUCCAAAGUAUGUUGCUUCAGUCUUUGCAGGUAAUGGGUUUGCAAGAUCUAGUUUUGCUGCCGCAUUCCCUCUUUUUGGACAAGCGAUGUACAAUAAUCUGGGCACUAAGAAUUAUCCUGUAGCAUGGGGUUCUUCGUUAGUUGGAUUUUUCACUAUCGGCUUAUGGGUCAUUCCAUUCGUCUUAUACAAAUAUGGUCCUUCACUGCGUUCCAUGUCUAAAUACAACAGGUGA
Messenger RNA from Nakaseomyces glabratus, 1674 nucleotides. RefSeq names its product MFS transporter (gene FLR1). Gene Ontology annotation, cellular component: plasma membrane. Lineage: Eukaryota; Fungi; Ascomycota; Saccharomycetes; Saccharomycetales; Saccharomycetaceae. Gene Ontology annotation, biological process: xenobiotic detoxification by transmembrane export across the plasma membrane. Gene Ontology annotation, molecular function: xenobiotic transmembrane transporter activity; fluconazole transmembrane transporter activity. The record is from RefSeq and is a predicted model, not a curated record.